CACGCUCAAUUGAUUGCUCCAUUCUGUUGUCUAUGACAGUGUUCAUCGUGUAAUCCCCUCGGCUCUUUUUAAUAGGCCCCACAGGGAUGAUGGGAAUUGUAGUUCAGGACAUCCUGAGAACUAUAGGCUGAGGAUAUCGGUGUGGGCACUCCUUUUCUUUUUUACUCCUAUAACAGCCUUCUCUGGUUAUUCCUCAUUAAACAUCCCAUUACCUGCUUCUCUCCUGUUUUUUUUUUUUUUGUGCAACUCCCUCCCCUUAGACCCCCCCCAUACCUCCCUCCUCUGCCUGGAGCUUCCCCUCCUCCUCUCCCUCCCUCCUCUCCUUGCGCCCUCCCCUCCUCCCACAAUGAUCAGUUGGAGCAGAAGUGGGAGAUCUCAUGCUUCCAGGAUGGAGACAUUGAGCAGCCUGUUGUGCCUGUGUGAUAAAGUUUAACUCCAAGCAGUUAUACUUGUCCUUGCCUUUCCAAAGCCACUAAUCAGCCUCUCAUCACCUCACAGGGAGUUUGAUUUGUGCCUCUACUGCAAUGUGGAAACUCAACAAGAGCAAAGUUCUUAUAGAGGAUUCACCUGAUGAAGAAACUCAGGCUCAGCCAGAUAUCCAGAUCAAAGACCAACUUCAAGAAGAAGUGCAGUCCCCAGUGUCUCAGCUUGCUACAAAGGUCCAAGGUGCCAGUUUUAGAGGAUGGAAGGAAGUGACCUCUAUAUUCAACAAGGAUGAUGAACAGCAGCUGCUAAAAGGAGCUAAAUGUCCUAAAUCUAAAGUAAUAUCUGCAAAACCAAAAGAAGAUAUAAAGACAGAAAAGAAAGCUGGCUUUUGGGACAGUUUAGCAAUAAAACAGAACAUUCAGCCAAAGAAAGCAGAUGAGAUUGAGGGCUGGGAACCUCCACAAAUAACCGUAGAGGAGUCUCCAUCCUUUCCUGAUGAUGUAUUAGAUGAUCCCAAUUCCUGGCCGGGCUGGGAGGAUGAAACCAAAGGAUCCACAAAAUAUACAAACCUGACAAGUUCAGGAAAUAGCUCCAGGUGGAGCAUAAAAUCAGCGGGGAAACUGGUUAGUAUUCGAAGGCGGAGUAAAGGAAACCUGACCGAGAACUGGGAGGAGUUAGAAUGAAAACCACGGCAAGCGAGCAAUAUGCAAUAUCCUUCCACUGUGAGGCUGCAGGUUUCAUGAUUUUCAUGUCAUUUUAUACCAAAUUCUAUUAAGUAUUGAUACCUACUUUUAUAUUUAUCUAGAUCCUACAGAAAUAAAUUUGCACUUCUACUGUC
Xenopus laevis (African clawed frog) is the source of this 1264-nucleotide messenger RNA. RefSeq names its product testis development related protein S homeolog (gene tdrp.S). Bases 525 to 1109 code for a protein of 194 amino acids. The record is from RefSeq and is a predicted model, not a curated record. Gene Ontology annotation, biological process: spermatogenesis. Lineage: Eukaryota; Metazoa; Chordata; Amphibia; Anura; Pipidae. Gene Ontology annotation, cellular component: nucleus; cytosol. The transcript has 4 exons.